AUGUCGGUCAAAGAUGAUGACAAGAUGGACACAACCGUCCCCGAUGAGGAGAACGACCCGGUGACAGCCACCUACCGCGUGUUCCUCAACCCUGCCCUCCCCCUCGGCCGCCGCCUGCUCGUCCUCCAGCACCCCAACCGCACAGACGACACCGCUCGCCCCCCUCCCACAGAGCUCCGGUUGAAGGCCCGUACUGGCAUGGUGGAGGUCGACAUCCCCCUGGAUGCCGGCUCGGCCGCCUACGACCGCGAGAAGGGCAUGAAGUGGGGUCGAAACCUCAAGGCCUCCAUGACGGCAAAGAGCGGCGGCAGCCACGGUCUCGCUGGCGGUUUCGGCGUCGGCGCCGUCCAGCAGCGAGGCGGGAAGAAGAAGGACCCGACGGAAGACGAUGACAUCUUCCUCGAUUGGAACGAGGCCGUUCGGCAGCAGAAGGUUCUCGCGACGCAGACCCUGGGCGGGCAGUACCCAGACGUCACCGACGUCCAGUACAUGGUUGGUGUCUUCCAAGGAAAGGAUCUUCACUUGACGCCCGUCUCCGAGCUCGUCCACCUCCGACCCCAGCUUCACCACAUCGACGCCACCGCCUACCUCGAGCGCCAGUCCGCCGCGAAGGAUGCGCCAGGUUCAGGCGCAGGUGCCGGCGCCGGCGCCGCUGGGGGAGCAGCCGCCCAGGCCCGCGCCAUCCACAUGACGAUCAAGAACACCGCCGAGGGCGACCGCGUCACCACCGAGACCAUGGCCGACCGUCUCCGAAACGUCCAGUCCGAGCCAUGGCGCAAGCUCCGCUACACGGACGAGAACGAGGAGGCCGCGUGGGACGUGUACAACGAGAGUCUCUUCCUGCGAGCAAAGGAGGACCCCAGCGAGGCGGACAAAGGAAAGGGCAUCGAGGAGGAAGAGCCGGAUCUGGAAACCGCCGUGCCCAAGUUCGCUACCAAUUGGGGCGAUGACGAGCUACUUGAGGCCGUGAGCGGGAUCAAGAAAGCCGAUCGGGAGGCUGAGGCUGCUCAAGCCGUCAAACCGGAGCCUACUGCGCCAGCAGUGCCGCCGCCGUCACUCCAGCCUACUACUCCAGCUGCUCGGGCUCCUCUAAGACCAAGAGGAGGAGCCGCUGCUGCUAGACGAGGUGGACGACCAAGGGCUCCCGCAAAGCCAGGACCUUCUACUACAGUGAAUAUCGAUUAA
This is a messenger RNA of Clonostachys rhizophaga, 1185 nucleotides long. The record is from the annotation of a GenBank genome assembly. Lineage: Eukaryota; Fungi; Ascomycota; Sordariomycetes; Hypocreales; Bionectriaceae.